This is a messenger RNA of Brienomyrus brachyistius, 2217 nucleotides long. Its product is annotated as interferon regulatory factor 2-binding protein 2-A-like. The transcript has 2 exons. Gene Ontology annotation, biological process: regulation of transcription by RNA polymerase II. Gene Ontology annotation, cellular component: nucleus. Gene Ontology annotation, molecular function: transcription corepressor activity. The record is from RefSeq and is a predicted model, not a curated record. Lineage: Eukaryota; Metazoa; Chordata; Actinopteri; Osteoglossiformes; Mormyridae. The coding region runs from base 278 to 1804 and encodes 508 amino acids.
CCGGAGCUGGAACCGCAAGUUUAGUGUGCGGCGAUGACGUCACUGCUCCACAUUGAGCUCGCCGAGUAGUAGUGAGAGAGAUAGAUAGAGGCGCGCCGUAGUAAAGUACACACUGCCAUGAAGUUCUGUUUGUUAACUACUUAAUUGUUGUUGCUAGCAAUCAGGAGAGGAAGGCUGAAAUAUCUGAACUUUUUACAUCGUUUUUUUGCUUGUGUAAGAGUAACACAGAAUCAGUGGGCAUUUGGGGGAAGGCUUUUUAAUAUUUUUUGGAGAAGCGAUGUCGUCCGCGGCGGUUGCUGCUUCAAGAAGGCAGUCAUGUUAUUUAUGUGACUUGCCCCGCAUGCCGUGGGCUAUGAUCUGGGAUUUUACCGAGCCCGUCUGCAGAGGAUGUGUCAACUACGAAGGAGCAGACCGAAUUGAGUUUGUGAUUGAGACUACGCGGCAGCUAAAGAGGGCACAUGGCUUCCAAGAAGGUAGAUCUCCGGGACCGGGUAAACCUCAGCUCUCGGGGAAAGAGAUUCAGUCCAUCAACCAUACGACGGGAGAUCCCGGAUCGCGACCACCACAGCCCCUGGACCGCUACCCCCUAACCUCUGAUCGGCCGCCAAGACUUGGUCCAGAAUAUCCGUCUGGGAGGCAGGCUAAUGGAAUUCCUAUUCCAAAUGGAUUCCCCAAACCUGACGAUCCCCCGGAGCUGAACCGGCAGAGCCCUAACCCUCGCAGGACAAGCACGGUGCCCCCAAAUUUAGUGCCUUUGGUUAACGGGAGCAUGACAUCUGUACACGCUGUCAACGGCAGACCCGGACAAAUGGGACUGCCUUCAGCGUUAUCGGCGAAUCCUAACGAACUGGGCAGCAAGAGACCGGCCUCUGUCUCCAGCACGGAGCAUGAGAGGGAGGUGAAGGACAAGCACAGACCGGACAGCCUGACACCGGAGAUCGAGGGCCACAAGAGCAGACCGGACGAAUGGAUGAAUAAGGGCAAAACCGUAAGGGACUUAUUACCGCUCCACCCUUUCGACAACAGGUUCAAAAAGGAUCAGCAGAGAGCAAUGGGCUACGACACGGGCGCCGUCGCCUCAAAACCAGACCGAGGAAAGCAUCCCCGGAAUUUGAAGAGAAAACCCUCUCCGGAGCCCGAAGGGGAAGGCACGGCUGUGAAGCACAACGGAGAGGGACAGUGGGCACCACCGCCUGCCGAGGUCCUGAAGAUGCCCCCCGUACCCCCGCCGAACUUCACUUCACCGCCCUCCACCAUCUCGCCUCAUUCCCGCACCACCCCGCCGGAGGCUGCGCAGAACGGACAGUCUCCUAUGGCGGCGCUUAUUUUAGCCGCUGACAAUGCUGGUGGAAACAGCUCACCCAAGGACGCAAACCAGGUGCACUCCACCACCCGGAGGAACAGCAGCAGUCCCCUUUCGCCGUCCUCCAUGAGCCAAAGGAGACUGGCCCAGAGGGACGUGUCCAGUGCGGGGACGCCGCACGUGCCGGGCAUAGACCAAGUGCACCCCCAAAGCAUUCCAGACUCGUCGGUGCCCAACAGCAUACCCCUCUGCUGCACCCUGUGCCACGAGCGCCUAGAAGACACGCAUUUCGUCCAGUGCCCGUCUGUGCCCUCUCACAAGUUCUGCUUUCCCUGUUCCAGGGAGAGUAUCAAGCAGCAAGGCGCUACCGGCGAAGUGUAUUGCCCGAGCGGAGAGAAGUGUCCAUUAGUGGGCUCGAAUGUUCCAUGGGCUUUCAUGCAAGGUGAAAUAACAACCAUCCUUGCAGGAGAUGUUAAAGUAAAAAAGGAGAGGGACCCCUGAUUUUAUUUUAAUGAUUUUUUUUUUUUGAAAAAAGAAAAAACUAAAAAUAUAAAUAUAUAUAAAUAUGUCACUUGCAUACCGUUAAAACAAAACUAACGGACUUGUACAUAGCCUAUUGGACACAAGGGAAGUGUAUACUUCGUAAACAUGGCUGUAUAAUUUUUGAUUUUUGAAUACAUUGUGUUUCUAUAUUUUCGAAGAUAAAGGUAUGUACUCAUUAUAAUGGACUACUUCCUUUUGUUGAUGUUUUAGCAGUUUCUGAUGUAUUUUUAGGUUUGGUGGCAGUUCCUGUUAAACGUAGGUGUGACUAAUGCUACUCAUCGAGCACUUGGCAAAACUGAAAUGCUUCUAGCUGUACUUGUAAUGCACUUGUUAAAGAUUGCCAAAUACAGUUUCUGACCUUGUAAUAAUAA